Molecule: messenger RNA, 2236 nt
Organism: Egretta garzetta (little egret)
Lineage: Eukaryota; Metazoa; Chordata; Aves; Pelecaniformes; Ardeidae
Product: DNA mismatch repair protein Mlh3
Exons: 11
Biological process (GO): mismatch repair
Cellular component (GO): mismatch repair complex
Molecular function (GO): ATP-dependent DNA damage sensor activity; ATP hydrolysis activity; ATP binding
Source: RefSeq, a predicted model, not a curated record
GUCUUCAUUGAUCUGUCUGUCAGGUUUGGCUUUCUGUGGCCUCCUGAUCCGGCUCGGCAGAAUAAUAUCAUCUUUGGUGCUGAAGGGGAGUCUCUCCAGUCGUUGCUUUCAGAGUGGGAUAAUCCUGUUUUUGUUCCUUGUCCGGAGAUUGGCGUUGAUGUGACCAGCAGUCAGGCUGACAGUCUGGCUGUGAAAAUUCAUAACAUCUUGUAUCCUUAUCGUUUCACCAAAGACAUGGUUCAUUCAAUGCAGGUUCUUCAGCAAGUAGACAAUAAAUUCAUCGCUUGUUUAAUCAACACUAGGAAUGAAAUGGAUAAAACAGCAGAUGGAAACCUCUUGAUUUUGGUGGACCAACAUGCAGCUCAUGAACGGAUCCGCUUGGAGCAGCUUAUUGCAGAUUCCUAUGAGAAGGAAGCUGCAGCAUGUGGCAAGAAGAAAUUACUGUCCUCCUCCAUCUCUCCCCCUUUGGAGAUUGAAGUUACAGAAGAACAAAGAAGAUUUCUACGAUGCUGCUACAAAAAUUUGGAGGACUUGGGUCUUGAAUUAUCAUUUCCUGAGACCAACAGCUCCUUGAUUCUAGUGAAGAAAGUGCCACUGUGUUUUAUAGAAAGAGAAGCCAAUGAACUACGACGGAAAAGACAACCUGUCACUAAAAGCAUUGUGGAGGAGCUUAUGCAAGAACAAGUUGAGCUAGUGCAGACCACAGGAGGAGGAGCACGAGGGACACUGCCUCUGACGUUUCUGAAAGUGUUAGCUUCCCAGGCCUGUCAUGGAGCUAUUAAGUUUAAUGAGCAUUUGACUUUGGAGGAGAGCUGCAGGCUUAUUGAAGCUUUGUCAUCUUGCCAGCUGCCCUUCCAGUGUGCUCAUGGAAGACCUUCCAUGAUGCCUCUUGCAGACAUAGACCAUCUACAGGAGGAAAAGCAGCCUAAGCCUAAUUUGGCUAGACUGCGGAAGAUGGUGCGAGCAUGGCACCUAUUUGGAAAAAAAAGACCCUAAUUAAAAGAAGAUAAGACUGUAAGGUGCAACCACUAGAAGUGUUGGUAUGAUCCAGGUUCCCUUGUUGUUGGACAACAAUACCCUGUGCGGAGCCAAGUUUCUGAGCCAGCCUGGUCGCCAAAGUUCUGCUCCAAGUACUGACCUAAGAAGCAGAGACCAGCCAGGAGAAUGUGGCAGGAAGAGCCCACCCUUGUAGCCUGGAGAAGCGUCUUCAACAUAAGGAAUUACAUUGUAAGCCUAGGCCUUAUGUCAGUGCUUGACUUUCAGAGGCAAGAAGUUGCAGCCGCUUGCAGUUACUAAAGUGCUUUUUCUCUGUAAGCACAGCAUGAUUCUGCACUUUUUAUUAAGGUACUUUAUAGUGCUUUGGAAUCGGGGAUGUAUUUAUUAAUAAAAUUAACACUAAACUCUUUCCUUGGGCUCAUGGCAGUGGUUGGAAUGAGGACUGACCAGCUUCACAGUAUACAUAGGCCAACGUAGGAUCAAAAAACAUUCUUUUUAUUUAACUAGGCAAUGAAUGACACACCCAGCUGUUUUCUCCAGCUCCCUGCAGUUUGCAUUCUUGAGUGAGAGAUUUCUAAAUCCUAGCAUAGCCCCACAUUCUCAGGGCACAGAAACUUAACCCCCACGGCAUUUUUUACAAUAUUUUGUGUCUCACUCUAUGGUAGAGGAGUAGAGUUUAUUUUAGUACGGUAAAAGAAGAUGACAUCUUUGUUUAAUCACAGACAUACAACUUUAAGCCUGAUCAAAAAAAUCAUUCGGCUGAACCAAAAGCAAAACAAGGAGUGGAAACUACUUUCAUUUGAUGCCUUAACUGUGGUGUAGUGUAUUGCCAUACAUUGAUAAAAGGGACUAAGGAAGAGUGAUCUGACUGACCUGCAAGAGCCUGAGAUUUCUAAGAUGUUCCAAUCAAGAACUUUGUGAAUGAGACAAGAUGUCCAUCCAAGAAGAAUAAUCAUUCAAUUUUUACAGAAGACAGACCCACAGACUGCAGUAAGUGGAGCAAGAGCUUGAGCGCUGCCUUCUGACAUGGAGGUGAACAAGCUAGCUGAUGGGACUUCUGAAGGUCUACCUUUCAUCAAGAAUGGAAUGUCUGUUCCAGCACUGUACAAAAAGCUGGUUUGUAUGGCAGCAACACACCAAAAUUGUCAGAAAAUUCUACUAAAAAAAAAAAUCAAUUUUUAAGAGAAUUGCCAAGUGGGUUUCUAUCACAUUCCUCUGUGAAAGCACACCUUAAAGCCUG